Messenger RNA from Trichoderma virens Gv29-8, 540 nucleotides. RefSeq lists its product as uncharacterized. The transcript has 4 exons. Gene Ontology annotation, biological process: copper ion transmembrane transport. Lineage: Eukaryota; Fungi; Ascomycota; Sordariomycetes; Hypocreales; Hypocreaceae. Gene Ontology annotation, molecular function: copper ion transmembrane transporter activity. The record is from RefSeq and is a predicted model, not a curated record. Gene Ontology annotation, cellular component: membrane. Bases 1 to 540 code for a protein of 179 amino acids.
AUGGAUCACAGCCAUCACAUGCAUUCCAUGGAGGGCCACGGCGGUGGUGGCAUGGACGACAUGUGCAGCAUGAGUAUGCUCUUCACCUGGGACACGACCAAUCUCUGCAUCGUCUUCCGCCAGUGGCACAUCCGCUCCAACACCUCCCUCGUCCUCUCCCUCAUCGCCGUUGUCCUCAUCGGCAUCGGCUACGAGUUUCUGCGCUCGGUAUCUCGUCGUUACGAGGCGUCUCUGGCGGCGCGACUGGAAACUGUACCUAACGCCACUGCGCAUGCCUAUCGCGAUGAUGAUGAUGAGGAGAAUGUUACUGAGACAUCCGCCUUCCACCGCUCAGGACAAAACCGCGAAAACGUCAGCAAGCGAGGCCACGUCAUCAAAGCUACGCUCUAUGCCAUUCAGAACUUUUACGCCUUUAUGCUCAUGCUCGUCUUCAUGACAUACAAUGGCUGGGUCAUGGUGGCUGUCUCGCUGGGUGCCUUCCUCGGCUACCUCUUGUUCGGUCAUGCUACAUCGGCCACAAAGGACAACGCUUGUCAUUAG